AUGGAGAUUGACCGUGCGACAGUGAUGAGCAGCGUGCAACCAACGCUGAGGAUGCAGAGGAACAUCAUCCGUUCACUGAGCGACGAACUUGAUAAAAUCAUGUUGGAGCUUAAGCUGACAAAUAGCACUUCAAACGUUCUGGAAAAUGCUAGAACAAGAGAAAAAUUGAUCACGUUGCUCAAAGAACACGAAAAAUAUUCUGCGGAGGUGCGAGAUCAUCGUAGCACUAUCAGAGAACUCGACUUCCUCCUGAAGCAAGUUCAAAAAGAAAUUAAGUCUUUAAAAUCGAGUGGCACAGGACUUGAAAAGUACUACGCGGACGCAACAAAUCAGAGCAUGGUAGUUCAGCUGGAGAACCGCCUCGAUACGGCCAUGAAGAAGUUCAACACGGUCAACAGCGAAAACUAUAAGAUGAGACUUGAGAUCGACUGUUUACUGCGCGACCGGCAAUUCUUUAACAUGACCUGGAGGAACCAGAUAAAGCGACUGAUGGAAGGUAAGGCGCAAAUACUAGAGCUGGUGGAACAGGCCAUAGGCACCUACGAGCAGCGCGAGGAAUGGUGUGCCAAGCUCGACGCGCUCAGGGAAAAAGCAGCCAUAGAUUAUAGGAAACAUUGUCUCGAAGUUAGAGAGCUUCAAAGGCAGUUAGACCAUAGCAUGAAGUUGGAGGAGUUUCUCCGCACCAAAGGUACCGUGCGGCUCACAGCUGCCGACGCCAAGGCAGAAGCGAAGCGGCUAGAACAGCAGGAACAGGAUAUACGAGCUUACAACAACUACGUCAAUGUACUAGACGCUAUUAAGGAGUACACGGGCGAGCAGGAUGUGGAACGGCUGACCCAAGAGUUCAUUCGACGCGAGGAGGAAAACUACGCACUGUUUAAUUACGUCAACGAGCUACAUGCUGAGUUGAAAAGUCUUGCAGACAACGUCGCGAUACUCAGGGCAGCUAUAGAUGACGAACACGCCAAGCACCAGGCCAAGUUGUACAAGCAGCAGGACAAUAUCGAAACUCUGCGUAGUACUCUGGAACAGCGUCGGAAGGAAAGCGAUACUGUUGAAGCCGCGUGCCGUAGAAGCGAAGAAACACUGACCACUCUGCUGCGAGGUGUAAAGACUUUGGCCCAAUCCUCAGACUGUGAUUCGCUGCCGCUGCUGAAAUUGCUAGGCAAAUCCCUUGAUAUAAAUGUGACCAACGCGCGACUUUACAUAAAGAGCCUGGAGAAGAAAAUCGUGGAGAUAGUGGACCUCAUUAAGGUGGACGAAGCAGUGCAGCGGUACGCGGACGCGAAGGCGCGCACGCCGCCGCCGGGCAGGAGAGCUCGCCGCGCCCCGCCCUCCCCGCGCCCACCCCGCUCGCUCCUCGCACACGCCUGA
Molecule: messenger RNA, 1374 nt
Organism: Parnassius apollo (apollo)
Lineage: Eukaryota; Metazoa; Arthropoda; Insecta; Lepidoptera; Papilionidae
Source: the annotation of a GenBank genome assembly